AUGCAGGCAGCUCUUAUGCUAAGAGCAAAAUCGCGAGAGAGAAGAAAACAACGCCUCAAGAGAGGCAUCAAAGCAGAACUCCCGAGCAAUGUCGCUACUAAGACCAUUGCGCCGUUCCCGAGAUAUCCUCCUACGUCAUGGUGCGCAGCUGGGCGCGCCGCGUGGCAGGAGGCGGCGGCCGUGUCGGUGGGCGGCGGUGCAGGUGGAGCGGGCGGCGCGGCGCGACGCUGCUCCGUGCCCGGCGACCACCCUGGCGCCCGCCGCGAUCCUCGCGCCAAGUGGCACCGCAACAACAGGGUCCGGGAUGCGUCGUACGGUUCAUCUUCGGACUCGGACGGCGAGGCGGAGGGCGCGAGCGGGGAGCCGUGGGGUGUCGCACGCCUGUUGUACGCCGGCCUGGCCACACUGGCCGUUGGACUCGUUGUGUAUUUCGUUGGAACCGGCGACAAGGGUUUCAAAACUCCAGCGCUUCGUCUGGUGGGUCCCUCACUGAUCGUGGCGGGGCUCGCGUGUUGUCUGCUGCGUAUUGCGUUUUGUAUAUUUGCGAAGCCCUGCUGUCGAAGACGAACAAACUACAAGGAGAACAGAAGCCUGUCAAGCGGCGAGGAGGACGAGCGGCUCAGGAGGUAUCGCACCGCUACUACGCAGCCUCACGCAGUUAUCGUGCAACAGGCGAGUACGCAUUCUCGUACGUUAAAGCCGCCUCCAGCGUGCUCGGGGGCGGUGUCCCCGGGGGCGGGUCCGAGCACGUCGCAAGGCGUGGCGUCCGGGCGACGGCCUCCACCGCGCAACGUCUCCUUUGCCGCCAACCCCGACGGCGAGCUGGUGCUCAGUCCCGCACAACUGCGCUCCUAA
Papilio xuthus (Asian swallowtail) is the source of this 855-nucleotide messenger RNA. The record is from RefSeq and is a predicted model, not a curated record. NCBI's taxonomy places the organism in Eukaryota, Metazoa, Arthropoda, Insecta, Lepidoptera, Papilionidae.